This is a messenger RNA of Anarrhichthys ocellatus (wolf-eel), 2257 nucleotides long. RefSeq names its product golgin subfamily A member 6-like protein 22. The record is from RefSeq and is a predicted model, not a curated record. The coding region runs from base 54 to 923 and encodes 289 amino acids. NCBI's taxonomy places the organism in Eukaryota, Metazoa, Chordata, Actinopteri, Perciformes, Anarhichadidae. The transcript is spliced from 2 exons.
AAGCACAAAAAAUAAAAAGUGUGAAAGAAAAACAGGAGACAGAAAGAGAAAAGAUGACAAUUGGCAAGAACUCCAGGAAAAGCUCUGCGCGGAGCUCCAUCCGGGCGCCAAAGUUCCUCGACAAAUCCAGCGGCUUCUACUGUCGCCUGGAUGAGCCUGAGGCCGUCGGAGAGGGAGAGGAGGUGAGGGUAGAAGAAGUAGAGGAGAUGUGUCACGAGAGGGGGGACAGCAGCAGCAGAGACGGGGGAGUCGUGGCGAGCAGCCCGAGCCCAAGUGCGGUGCACAUUUCAGGGGCAGAUGAGAGGGAGGAAGUCGAGGCGUUUGAUCUCAAUGAAGGGAUGAUGGAAGACGACGGGGAGACUCUCCUCCAAAGGACACCCAGCCGCCGCAGCAGCAGGUGGAGAAGGAGCUCCAGGAGGAAGCAGAAGGUGGAGAGAGGCGAGGAGGACCCGGCCCGGGAUGAUGGGCGCAGCUCGGGCACAGAGAGUCCAGUGGAACCACGCGCCCUGGAGGGCACCAGGGUGGUAGUUGAAGUGGAGACGGAGAAAGUGAAGAAGAUGGAGGAAGAGAAGGAGAAAGCAGGAAGAGGGAAGGAGCCCACGCUUCUUCACUUCUCGAUUCGGGAGGAUGCGGAUGACCGGGUCCUGAUCAGAGACAAUAAGAGGUGGAGAGAAGAGGAAGGAGAGGAGGAGAGGAGGAUGAAGAGGGAGCAAGAGGAGGGAAUGAAGGUGGUGAAGAGGAACACGGUGAAGAAUUACCGCAAGGCCUUGGACCGAGCCUUCCGUCGCGGCUGGGAGGCCUUCAUCACGAACCUCUACAGUGUCAAGCUCGCACCUGUGACAUCAUCAUCCUCACCGCCAUCUUCCUCACCGUCGUUGAAGAAGAAAGUGCAACACAACUCUGUGUUGGCUGAGUUUCAGUAGAGACUGGCGAGCUACAUGGACAAUCAAACUAACCCCUUUCUAAUAUUUAGUUGGAUCGAAUUGUGAUUAUGCAAAGUGGGCUGUCCUGCCUGAAUGACAUUUCUCACAGCAUCAGCUAUCACAGAGACCACAUGAUGCGAGUCAUACAUUAGGCCUCAGGAACAUUACUUAGUCAUGCAAGUUACUGAGUCUUAAUUGCUCAUCAUACAGUUUAUUGCCUUGUCUCAUGGUACACAUUAGUUUGCACACAGACAGCAGGGUUUCAGUUUUGCUGUUGCUUUUACGGUGAAGUCUAUGGGCUUGAAUGGAAAAGCCCUUCAUGUGACUGAGUUGAGCUGCUUCUGGUUCCCCUCUACGAUGUUGCCACUUUCAAAUUAGGUCUUAACAUCUCAGCUCCUUAAAUUCGGUCCACUGUCAAGAGCUUAGAGUACAAAUAGUCUUUGCAUCCUUUGGUUUGGCACUGUGAAACUACUAAAGUGUUGAUGUGCCACCAAAAGGAAUGGAAAAUGUACAACCGCAUGAGCAAUGACUGAUUAGUGGACUUUAGUUUUGGAGACAUUUCUGUAUCUUAAUCAGUGUCAUUUAUUGCUGCCUGACAGCUAAUCAGUAAUGAGAGACACGCACACACAGUGAAUCAGUAUUUAGACAUUGUGAUAGUGAUUAACGCACACAUUUUUCUAUCUGAAUAUUUUUUUUAAAUUGCAUUUUUUUUACCAAUGCUAAGAGAUUCAAACAGGGGGUUUGCCGCCUGUGUGCACAGAAAUACACAAGAGUACAACUUGUCAGUGUUCGACUUCCUCACUGUGUGUUCUGGUGAAGAUUAUAUAACCUGAAGGGACAAGCAGGAGAGUGUGUGCAAAUGAGAGAGAGAAAGAGAUAUUUUUUAUAGCCUGGUUAUAAAUCAACCUUUGUUUCGGUUGUUACCGUUGCAGCUGCACAUCAUGAAGAAAUUUUAGUGGCCUAAAACAUCACUAAUUGGCACUUUAAAGGUCAAAACAGAGUUAACUUCGGUACAUGCAUUCAACAUGCAACUGGUGGAAAGAAGACAUCAUAUAAGUAAUUCAGGAGAUUUUCAAUAUAUUAAUUAUUUACCCUUGUUACAAUGAAAAUAUAAUGUUUAUUGUAAUUCCCUGUUAUCCACUUUAUAUCAGAUUUGUAUAUUACCUCUUGCAAACUAGACUGAAUAGCUGAGAGAACUUGUUGUGGUUGUAUAUGAUUGUCUAAAAAUGUGUUAAUUUUCAUAAAAAUCCUUUUGUAUCCUAAUCAAAGCAUCUGAAGUCAUGGGACAUAACAACAAGCACUUUUCUGAAUAAAUAAAGACUUAAUUUAUUGUA